Sorex fumeus (smoky shrew) is the source of this 1598-nucleotide messenger RNA. It is a transcript of the gene RIOX2, whose product is annotated as ribosomal oxygenase 2. The record is from RefSeq and is a predicted model, not a curated record. The transcript is spliced from 10 exons. Gene Ontology annotation, molecular function: histone H3K36 demethylase activity; histone H3K4 demethylase activity. Lineage: Eukaryota; Metazoa; Chordata; Mammalia; Eulipotyphla; Soricidae. The coding region runs from base 106 to 1500 and encodes 464 amino acids. Gene Ontology annotation, cellular component: nucleolus.
GAUUUGGAAGAGGGGUUUCAUUACAGGAAGGCUCGGAAGUCUGCAGCAUUUGGCUCCAUCCAGCAGGCUCAUGUUUCUUACUGCUUUGGCUUGAAGACAAGAGUUAUGCCAAAGAAAGCGAAGCCUGCCAGGAACGGGGAGGAAGAGGGGCCUGUUCCCUGUAAGCAAGGGAAGUUAGAGGCCGCUCAGGCGCCUUCUACACUAAACUUUGAGAGCCCCACUGUUCUCUUUGAAAGUUUAAUCUCACCCAUCACCACGAAGACCUUCUUCAAGGAAUUUUGGGAGCAGAAACCCCUUCUCAUUCAGAGAGAUGACCCUACAGUGGCCACAUAUUACCAGUCUCUGUUCAGGUUGUCGGACCUGAAGAGUCUCUGCGGUCGGGGCCUGUACUAUGGAAGAGACAUCAACGUCUGCCGGUGUGUUGGCGGGAAGAAGAAGGUUUUGAAUAAAGACGGCAAAGUGCACUUUCUCCAGCUGAGAAAAGAUUUUGAUCAGAAAAGGGCGACGAUUCAGUUUCACCAACCUCAGAGAUUUAAGGAUGAACUCUGGAGGAUCCAGGAGAGGCUGGAAUGCUACUUUGGCUCCUUGGUUGGCUCGAAUGUGUACAUCACCCCUGGGGGUUCUCAGGGCCUGCCGCCCCAUUAUGAUGAUGUGGAGGUCUUCGUGCUGCAGCUGGAGGGUGAGAAGCGCUGGCGACUGUACCGGCCCACUGUGCCGCUAGCCCGGGAGUACUGCGUGGAGGCUGAAGACAGGAUUGGGCAGCCGGUGCUCGAGGUCACCCUGAAGCCAGGUGACUUGCUGUACUUUCCCAGAGGGACCAUUCAUCAGGCGGACACACCUCCAGGGCUGGCCCACUCCACUCACCUGACCAUCAGCACCUAUCAGAACAAUUCAUGGGGAGAUUUUCUUUUGGACACCAUUUCGGGGAUCGUGUUUGAAACUGCAAAGGAAGACGUGGAGCUGCGGGCUGGGGUACCACGGCAGCUUCUCCUGCAGGCAGAAACUACAACUGCUGAAACGAAAAGACUGAGUGACUUACUGAGGACUCUUGCUGAUCGGCUGGAGGGCACCCAAGAACUGCUUUCAGCAGACAUGAAGAAGGAUUUCAUUAUGAACCGACUCCCACCUUUCUACAUAGGAGAUGGAGCGGAACUUUCAACUCCAGGUGGACAGUUGCCAAGGCUAGAUAGUACAGUGAGACUGCGGUUUCAAGACCACGCCAUCCUCACCGUGGGGCCAGAUCAGGAGCGUUCGGAUGAAAUGCGAGAGAAGAUGGCUUAUAUUUAUCAUUCCUUAAAGAACAGGAGAGACACACACAUGAUGGGAAAUGAAGAAACGGAGGCUCACGGGCUUCGUUUUCCUUUAUCACAUGUGGAAGCACUAAAGCAGAUCUGGAACUGUUCAGUUAUUUCUGUCAAAGACUUAAAACUUCCCACGGAUGAGGAAAAGGAAAACUUAGUAUUAUCUCUCUGGUCAGAAUGUUUAAUCCAAGUAGUCUAGUGCUUUUGCUGAAUCAAGGCUCAACUAUUUCAUGUAUCCAUUUGAAAAUAAAGAUUUAUGUUCCACUACCUAUUGUUGUCAUGGUCAUAUGGACUAGA